Messenger RNA from Sturnus vulgaris (Common starling), 934 nucleotides. It is a transcript of the gene DCXR, whose product is annotated as dicarbonyl and L-xylulose reductase. Gene Ontology annotation, molecular function: L-xylulose reductase (NADPH) activity; carbonyl reductase (NADPH) activity. NCBI's taxonomy places the organism in Eukaryota, Metazoa, Chordata, Aves, Passeriformes, Sturnidae. The record is from RefSeq and is a predicted model, not a curated record. Gene Ontology annotation, biological process: glucose metabolic process; xylulose metabolic process.
AGCCGAAACAUGGAGCCGCAUCUCAGCUUCCGCGGACGGCGGGCCCUGGUGACUGGGGCCGGCAAAGGGAUCGGUCGCGCCGUGGCCGUGGCGCUGAGCAGGGCCGGGGCCCGCGUGACCGCGCUGAGCCGGACGGGAGCGGACUUGGAGAGCCUGACGCGGGAGUGCCCGGGCAUCGAGACCCUCUGCCUGGACCUGGCGGACUGGGAGGCUGUGGAGGCGGCGGUGGGCGCGGCGGGGCCGUUCGAGCUGCUGGUUAACAACGCGGCCGUGGCGGAGCUGCAGCCGUUCCUGGAGGUGACGCGCUCGGCCUUGCAGCGGUCUCUUGAUGUGAAUUUUGGAGCUGUGCUUCAUGUUUCCCAGAUAGUUGCUCGGCAGAUGAUCGCACAGGGGCUGCAAGGGGCUAUUGUGAACGUCUCCAGCCAGGCAUCGAAGCGUGCACUGAGGGAUCAUGCUGUUUACUGUUCCACAAAAAGUGCUUUGGAUAUGCUGAGCAAAGUAAUGGCAAUGGAACUGGGACCCCACAAGAUUAGGGUGAACACUGUGAAUCCCACCGUGGUUAUGACUGACAUGGGAAGAAUUAACUGGAGUGACCCUCAGAAAUCUGCUGCCAUGAUUAAUCGGAUUCCUCUGGGAAAGUUUGCAGAGGUGGAUGACGUGGUGAACAGCAUUCUCUUCCUGCUGAGUGACAAGAGUGCUAUGACAACUGGCAGCUCACUGAUGAUUGAUGGGGGCUUUCUUGUCUCCUAAGAUGACACCUGCGUUUCACACUUGGCCUCAAUUUUCAUAUGAAUACUGCCUAGACGUAAACUGGAUAGAAAACAAUGAUACAAAACUUCUUGCUGGAGAGGCAGGAGAACUCAAGAUUGUAUUAGAAGUGAGGCGGAAAAUCAAGCUGCAAGGCUGCUAUAUAAUAAAGCUCACAUACACCCUU